Ostrea edulis (European flat oyster) is the source of this 2111-nucleotide messenger RNA. Its product is annotated as actin-5-like. The transcript has 2 exons. The coding region runs from base 259 to 1389 and encodes 376 amino acids. Lineage: Eukaryota; Metazoa; Mollusca; Bivalvia; Ostreida; Ostreidae. The record is from RefSeq and is a predicted model, not a curated record.
UGGCGUAUUUUAUGAACCGAACUAAACACGGUCCCUAUAUGGUAUGAUUCCCAUAUUUGGACCCAAACUUGCCAUAUGGAUCCUAUUUGCGAAAUAAUGAAUACUUGCCAUAUAUGGACCCAAUUUACGAAACGUAAGGACAUGUGAUCUUCUGUAGUUUGGUGUAUAUAUAAUGGUUAGACCGAUACUCGAGGAAAUAGAAGCUUCUCGAAUUCAAGACACAUUCAACUUAACUUAUAGAAACCAAAUCUUGUGAAAAUGGUUGAUGGCGAUAUUGCUGCGUUAGUUAUUGACAAUGGGUCCGGAAUGUGCAAGGCCGGAUUCGCCGGAGACGAUGCCCCCAGGGCCGUGUUUCCUUCUAUUAUUGGACGUCCAAGACAUCACGGUGUCAUGGUUGGCAUGGGUCAGAAGGACAGCUAUAUAGGAGACGAGGCCCAGAGCAAGAGAGGAAUCCUCACCCUCAAGUACCCCAUUGAACACGGUAUCGUCACCAACUGGGACGACAUGGAGAAGAUCUGGCACCACACCUUCUACAAUGAACUCCGUGUGGCCCCCGAGGAACACCCCGUCCUCCUGACCGAGGCCCCACUCAAUCCCAAAGCCAACAGAGAAAAGAUGACACAGAUCUUGUUCGAAACUUUCAACUCUCCCGCCAUGUAUGUUUCUAUCCAGGCCGUACUUUCACUAUAUGGUGCUGGUCGUACAACUGGCAUAGUGCUCGACUCUGGAGACGGUGUAUCUCACACAGUUCCCAUCUACGAAGGUUACUCCCUUCCCCACGCCAUCAUGAGACUAGAUCUCGCCGGACGUGAUCUGACCGAUUACCUCAUGAAGAUUCUCACAGAACGUGGUUACUCUUUCGUAAAUACAGCGGAAAGAGAAAUUGUCAGAGACAUCAAAGAGAAGUUGUGCUAUGUUGCUUUGGACUUCGAACAAGAAAUGGCGACUUCUACGUCUUCAUCGUCCAUGGAGAAGAGCUACGAACUUCCAGACGGUCAGGUCAUCACCAUUGGUAACGAGCGUUUUAGGUGUCCAGAGGCGUUGUUUCAACCUGCUUUUCUUGGAAUGGAAUCUUCUGGUAUCCAUGAAACCACAUACAACAGUAUCAUGAAGUGUGAUGUCGAUAUCCGCAAAGAAUUGUACUCGAACACGGUAUUAUCUGGUGGUUCAACCAUGUACCCUGGUAUUGCUGAUCGUAUGCAAAAAGAAAUCACAGCUUUAGCUCCUAGCACAAUGAAGAUUAGGAUCAUUGCCCCACCAGAGAGGAAAUAUUCCGUCUGGAUCGGUGGUUCCAUCCUUGCUUCUCUGUCCACCUUCCAGCAGAUGUGGAUCAAUAAACAAGAGUACGACGAAUCUGGUCCAGCUAUUGUCCACAGGAAGUGCUUCUAAUCUGACGUCAUAAGUGUUCGACGUAAUCAUUGGAUGAUCAUUUUCUAAUGUUAUAUUACUUCGAAAUGGUUGACAUAUGGCUAUGUUAGUCUGUACUUUUGCAGAUAUAAUGAAUUAUGUCACAAUUGUAUGACGAAUUUAGAUGAAAUACGUUGUCUGUGAUGAGAAUAUGAAUUAUUUUUACAUAUUCGUGUACGAUUUGGUUUCACAAUGCACGUAAUACCUAGAGAUAUUGUAACUAUGCAUCCCAUCUCAAAAAUAAGUAUCGUUUAAGACCAUGGCAAUUUAGAAAUAAAAUAUAUGAAUAAUAUUUACCAUCAACAGUUGAAUUUUACAAUGAUUGACACGAAGUUACCAAUUUCCGUGUAAUUCUACCGUACGUAGAAAUAUCUAUGUGUCUGAUCUAUGUAUUUACUGUACAAUAUCAAUCUUCUUGUAUCAUGCAAUAUACUUUUUCGCUUCUUCCUUUCCUCCGACUUUCAUUAUUGAAUUUAAAUUGACUUUUCAUCUAUUUUUAUUAUCAUUAUAAAAAUGUAAAGUAUGGUUUUCUUUCCCAUUCUUAAAGGUUUCUCUCGUAUUAUCUUAUGACAUUUAUUUUGGUAUAAGAUAUACACAUGUAUCAUAUUUACUCAAGUUGCACUUUUCGAACAAAAAAAUUGAAAUUUAUGCUGAAGAUGGAAAGUUAUUUGUCUUAAUGAAUAAAUUUCUAUAUGAAUAUUAAA